AUGCGAUUGCGUGCUCGUGACGUCAGCGGUGCACCUGCGAAGCGCUCUGUCGCAUCAUCACACCGGCGCUGCUUUCAGAAUCCGCUCCGUCCGUCCGUCGUCACUCCCAAAACAUGCUUCAAUGGCACCGCCGCUGAACUUCCGCGCGUUUUUCACGAGGAGCGGCCGCUGUUUGAACUUUGAUUCGGAUAAACGAGCGCGCGUUCGGUAUCUGGAGUGUCAUCCGCGGAUGACUAAAUAACAGCAGCGAUGGCCGGGGCAAACAUGGUGUUUUCGGACGUCGAAACUUUCUUGGAUGAGCACCCGGAAUUGCUGGAGGACUACCUGAAUAGAAAGGGCAAAGCGAGCAUGGUGGAAAAGUGGAUGAAGAGCCAUCCGAAAACUCCGGAGAAAGCGGCGAGCGCGUGCGCGAAGGACAGCUGGGCGAGCCGCGGAGACGGGCUGCAGAGACGGGCGUCGCAGAAAGAGCUUCGGAAGACCUUCGCCAGGUCCAAAGCCAUCAACGCGAACAGGACUUACGACGAGCAUGUGAACUCCAGAGCCCAGGAGCCGCUGACCAGCAUGCGGAGGCGCGCGCUGCUGCGUAAAGCCAGCUCCUUACCGCCGACCACCGCGCACAUCCUCUCCGCGCUGCUGGAGUCCCGGGUCAACAUCCCUCAAUACCCGUCCACCGCUGUAGACUACAAAUACUACCUAAAAGAGCACAACGAGCGGGAGUUUUUCCUGGAGCUCGUCAAAGACAUCUCCAACGACCUGGAUCUGACCAGCCUCAGCUAUAAGAUCCUGGUGUUCGUGUGCAUUAUGGUGGACGCCGACCGCUGCUCGCUGUUUUUGGUGGAGGGUCCGACUAAUAAGAAGACUUUGGUGUCUAAGUUUUUUGAUGUGCACGCGGGGACCACUGUGCUGCCAUCGCUGAGCAACUCGGAUGAGGUGCAGGUGCCCUGGGGAAAGGGCAUCAUCGGGUAUGUGGCCGAGCACGGGGAGACCGUCAACAUCCCCGAUGCCUAUCAGGACCAUCGUUUCAGUGACGAGAUUGAUAAACUCACCGGAUAUAAAACCAAGUCUCUUCUGUGCAUGCCUAUACAUAACAGUGACGGAGAGGUCAUCGGGGUCGCACAGGCCAUCAACAAGAGCCCCAAUGGAGCGCUGUUCACCCAAGAUGACGAGAAGGUGUUGCAGAUGUAUCUACCCUUCUGUGGUAUCGCCAUCUCAAACGCCCAGCUGUUCGCCGCCUCCAGGAAAGAGUACGACAGGAGCAGGGCUCUACUGGAGGUGGUGAAUGAUCUGUUCGAGGAGCAGACGGAUCUGGAGAAGAUCGUGAGGAAGAUCAUGCACCGCGCUCAGACUCUGCUGAAGUGUGAACGCUGCUCUGUCCAGCUGCUGGAGGACAUCGAGUCUCCGGUGGUGAAGUUCACCAAGUCCUUUGAGCUUCUAUCACCCAAAUGCAGCGCUGACAUGGAGAACAGCUUUAAGGACAGCAUGGAUAAAUCCUCAUACUCUGAUUGGCUGAUCAAUAACAGCAUUGCAGAGCUGGUGGCCUCCACUGGACUUCCUGUGAACAUCAGCGACGCCUAUCAAGACCCUCGAUUCGACGCUGAGGCAGAUCAGUUCUCCGGCUUCCACAUCAGAUCUGUGCUGUGUGUCCCCAUCUGGAACAGUAACCACCAAAUCAUCGGUGUGGCUCAGGUCUUGAACAGACUCGACGGGAAACCAUUUGAUGAUGCAGAUCAGAGGCUGUUCGAGGCAUUUGUGAUUUUCUGUGGACUGGGAAUUAAUAACACCAUUAUGUAUGACCAAGUGAAGAAGUCCUGGGCCAAGCAGUCCGUGGCUUUGGAUGUACUGUCGUAUCAUGCCACCUGCUCAAAGACUGAGGUGGACAAGUUUAAGGCGGCGAACAUCCCCCUGGUGUGUGAGCUGGGCAUUGAUAAACUGUCGUUUGAUGAUUUCUCUCUGGAUGUGGACGCGAUGGUGACGGCGGCGCUCAGGAUGUUCAUGGAGCUGGGGAUGGUGCAGAAGUUCAAGAUAGACUACGAGACGCUGUGUCGGUGGCUGCUGACCGUGAGGAAGAACUACCGCAUGGUUCUCUAUCACAACUGGAGACACGCGUUCAACGUCUGCCAGUGCAUGUUCUCCAUGCUGACCACAGCAGGCUUCCAGGAGACUCUGACAGAGAUGGAGACACUGGCUCUGAUCGUGGGCUGCAUCUGCCAUGAUUUAGACCACAGAGGAACCAACAACGCCUUCCAGGCCAAGACGGGAUCAGCUCUUUCUCUUCUUUACGGGACGUCAGCAACACUAGAGCACCAUCAUUUCAACCACGCGGUGAUGAUCCUGCAGAGCGAGGGUCACAACAUCUUCUCCAAUCUGUCGUCACAUGAGUAUGGAGAACUGAUGCAGCUCCUCAAGCAGUCCAUACUGGCCACAGACUUAACCCUCUACUUUCAGAACAGAAACUCUUUCUUUGAGCUGGUGAAUAAAGGCGAAUACAACUGGAACGUGAAGGAGCACAGAGAGAUGUGCAGGUCCAUGUUGAUGACGGCGUGUGAUCUGGGCGCUGUUACCAAACCCUGGGAGAUUUCGCACAAGGUCGCAGAGCUGGUAACCAGUGAGUUUUUCGAGCAGGGAGAUCGGGAACGCUCCGAACUCAAGCUCACGCCGUCGGCCAUAUUUGACCGAAAUCGUAAGGACGAGCUGCCAGGCCUUCAGCUGGAGUGGAUUGAUGGGAUCUGCGCGCCGCUCUAUGAGACAUUUGCCAAAUUAAACCCCAAACUGCAGCCGAUGAUGGACUUGAUCAAGGCUAAUCGUGCCAAAUGGGAAGAACUGCACCACAGACACCAGCGAAUCAGCCAAGAAGCCAGCAUCCCCGCUAGUCCAGAUCACGCAGAAGUUUCUAGCAGCUGUAGCUGUGCAGAGCCCCUCCACUCCAUCAGCUAACUGCAGAAACCUUCCCACAAUGCACAACAGGAUGAGUCUGAUCACUUCAGACCAGCAGGCAUUACCUCACUAGCGCCCUCCGUGGCCGUUUCAGCACUGCGUCUGAGUUUGAGUUCGAUGCUGCACGUUUAGCUAGCGUCGACUCGGAGAAUCUUAGGGAUGUGUUUACGCCCGGGGAAGCUAAUUGGCUGAAUUAGCUACUUUAGGGCUAGCAUGCUAACUCUGCUGUGCGUGUGAGCUACUUCCAGCAGGGACUGUUUGAGGAGAUCGCUGCAGUAUUAUAUAGCGUAUUUUUUUCUCAUUUGUAGCUUUAUGUUGGAUGAACACACACAGUUGCAAGAAAAAGUAUGUGAACCCUUGGGAUUACUUAAAUUUCGGCAUACAUUUCAAAGAAGGUGUGUCCUGAUCUUCAUCUAAGUCACAACAAUAGAGAAACACAGUCUGCUUCAACUAAUCCCACACAAUUAUGAAAGGUUUCAUGUUUUUAUUGAACACAACAUGUAACCGUUCACAGUUCAGGGUGGAAAACAUAUGCAAACCAUUGGGUUUAUUAACUUGUUGACCAUCCUUUGGCAGCAAUAAACUCAACCAAACUGUUUAUGUAGUUGCAGAUCAGACCUGCACCAUGCUUAGGAGGGAUUUUGGACCGUUCCUCUGUACAAAUUUUCUGUUUCAAUUCAGCAAUUUUCCUGGGAUGUCUGGCGUAAAUCACUUUUUUGAGGUCAUGCCACAGUAUCUCAAUCAGGUUAAGAUCGGGACUCUGACUGGGCCACUCCAGAAGGAGUAAUUUCUUCUGUUGAAGUCAUUUUGGUUUACUUCUGUGCUUUGGGUCUUUGUCUUAUUCUGAGUGCUCUUGUGUGCGAGACAUGGAUCACACAAGGCAAUGCUUCUUGAGAACAGCAAAGUCAAAACUGCUGUGUGUUUUUUAACAGAGCAGGGCGGCUUUAACCAACACAUCCAAUCUCAUCACAUUGAUUGGACUCCAGGUUGGCUCCAAUUAGCUUUUAAGGAAGUCAUUAACCUAGCGGUUCACAUACUUUUUCCACACAAAAUCUUAACAUUCACAGUGUAGGGUGGAAAAAAUAUGUUUCCCAUUGGGUAAAAUAACUUGUUGACCCUCCUUUUGCAGCAAUAAGCUCAACCAAACACUUCCUGUAGUUGCAGAUCAGACCUGCGUAACGGUCAGGAGGGAAUUUGGACCGUUCCUCUUUAAAAAACUGGUUAAAUUCAGCAAUUUUCCUGGGAUGUCUGGCGUAAAUCAAUUUUUUGAGGUCAUGCCACAGUAUCUCAAUCGGGUUAAGCUCAGGACUCUGACUGGGCCACUCCAGAAGGUGUAUUUUCUUUUGUUUAAGUCAUUUUGUCGUUGAUUUACUUUAAUGCUUUGGGUCUUUUUCUGAGAGCUCGUUUGUGCGAGACAUGGAUCACACAAGGCAACACAAAAUGUAAACAUUCACAGUCACAGUUGAUGGUUUAAAAAGUAUGCAAACCUUUGGUUUUUAAUAACGAGUUGACCCUCCUUUGGCAGCAGUGGGCUCAACCAAACAUUUCCUGUAGUUGCAGAUCAGACCUGCAUAGCAGUCAAGAGGGAUUUUGGAUCAUUCCUUGUUACAAAACUGGUUCAACCCAGCUAUAUAUUUAGUGUGAUGUCUGGUGUGAAUCCCUUUCUUGCAGUCAUGGCACAGUAUCUUAAUCAGGUUGAGGUCAGGACUCUGACAGGGCCACUCCCGAAGGUGUAUUUUCAUCUGUUGAAGACAUUCUGUUGUUGAUUUACUUCUAUGCUUUCGGUCAUUGUCCUUUUCUAAGACCUCUUUUGAGUGAGACAUGGAUCACAUCAGGCAAUGCUUCAUGACAAUAGCAAAGUCAAAACUGCUGUGUGUUUCACAUACUCCACCCUGCACUGUGAAUGCUUAUAUGUUGUGUUCAAUGAAAACAUAACACAAUAUGUGUGUGGCAUUAGUUUAAGCAAUGUUUUUCUAUUGUUGUACCUUCGAUGAAGAUCAGAACACAUUUUCUGUCCAAUUUAAGCCGAAAACCAAGUGAUCCCAAAGGGUUGGCAUACUUUUUCCUGCAACUGUAUGGUGAGCACUGGAGCUGGGUUCUGUACUGUGCGUAAGUCAUGUGAAGAAAUGACUCUAGUUUUAGCUGAUGUAUUUAUUUAUUGGAGGAUCGGGGCUUUGUGGAGCUCUUGGCAAAUACUUGCACUGCAAAUCCACUCCAGCGCUGUACUCUGUGCCUUGGUAAAACCCCCAUGAUAAUGCAUGCAUCGACUUCACAGUUAGCUCUGGUUCAUACUCUACGUCAUUAUGGAGUUCACACACACGAAAAACACCCUCAAAACUCAGUCAAAAUAGUUCAAUAAAAUUUAUGGUAAAAAAAAGUAGUGGAGACAUUGUGUGGUAGUGGAGACAUGUCUAAUUUGAUAGUAAACUCCCUUAUCAUUAAUACACCACUACAGUGCUUCACUACUUUAUACAAUAUGAAUACAACAGUGUUUUGAAGUAUUAACAUCUACAUUAUAUCUUUGUAAUUCACAGAAUUAAAGCCCACCAAAAGCAGGCGGCGAUGAGAACGUCACAUGAUGGCCUGAUCAUGAUUAGGCCUGUUUCUAACUUCAGACUGCACUUUUUGGUUUCAUUAAAGGAUUGUGCCUUUACCAAGAUAAAAAAGCAACAACACAUGCAAAACGCCCAGGCUUCAUUUGCAUUCAGAAUCUCAUUCUAGGAAAAUUUUGUCAGCUGGAAAACUCUCACAAAUCCUAAGACCAAGGAAAUUUUACAGACCAAAAAGAAUACAAAAGCAGGGCCUUUUAAGAUUAUUUUGCUUAAAACACAUUUUCUGCUCAACUUGUCCAAAUGUUUUGAUUUUGAUUUUGUUUGUACUUCUUAUUAUAAUAGCAUUAUAACAAUCCAUUGUGGUCAUCAUUAUUAUUUUUCAAAUAUCUCAGAACUAAUAGCGAAAGAUUAAAUGUUAUCUUUAGGUGUCCUUGUUGCGGUGUUAUCAAUGUAUUGAGUAUUAUUAUUGAGCAAUGUAUCCCCAUUAUGGCUAGGGUUAGCAGACAUCUACUUCUUUACCAAUCCCUAAAUUUACAGCUGUAACCAUAUCACUAAACCUCUUAAUAACAUUAACCAAACCCCUAAAACUAUCACUAAAACUCCCUAUAACCUUAACCAACCCUUAAAACUCACUAAAACUGACCAUAACCAAGCCUUACAACAUCACCAAAACUCCCCAUAACCUUAACCAACCCUUAAAACUCACUAAAACUGACCAUAACCAACCCUUACAACAUCACCAAAACUCCCCAUAACCUUAACCAACCCUUAAAACUCACUAAAACUGACCAUAACCAAGCCUUACAACAUCACCAAAACUCUCCAUAACCUUAACCAACCCUUAAAACUCACUAAAACUGACCAUAACCAACCCUUACAACAUCACCAAAACUCCCCAUAACCUUAACCAACCCUUAAAACUCACUAAAACUGACCAUAACCAAGCCUUACAACAUCACCAAAACUCUCCAUAACCUUAACCAACCCUUAAAGCGAUCUCUAAAACUCUCUCUAAUCUUAAGCAACCCGUAAAACGAUCACCAAAACUCUCCAUAACCUUGACCAACCAUUAAACUAUCACUUAAACCCUCUCUAGCCUAAACCAACCCUUAAAAACUAGCUGUAAAAAUAUCCUUAACUUUAACCAACCUAUAAAACUAACACCAAAUCUCUCUAAUCUUAACCAUCCCUUAAAACUAGCCCUAAAACUCGUUCUAACCUUAACCAAGCCUUAAAACUAACACUAAAACUCUCUUUGACCAUAACCAACCCUUACAACAUCACCAGAUUUCUCCAUAACAUUUACCAACCCGUAAAACGAUCACUAAAACUCUUCAUAACCUUGACCAACCCUUAAAACUGCUCCUAAAACUCUCCACAGCCUUGACCAGCCCUUAAAACUAACACUAAAACUCUCUCUAACCAUAACCAACCCUUACAACAUCACCAAAACUCUCCAUAACCUUAACCAACCUUAAAACUAACACUAAAACUCUCUCUAACCAUAAGCAACCUCUAAAACUAUCUCUUAAACUCUCUAACCUUAUCCAACCCUUACAACUAUCACUAAAACUCCACAUAACCUUAACCAACCCUUAACCAAUCACUAAAACCCUCUCUAGCCUUAACCAACCCUUAAAACUAGCUGUAAACUUCUCCUUAACUUUAACCAACCUUUUAAACUAACUCUAAAUCUCUCUAACCUUAACCAGACCUUAAAACCUGCCCUAAACUUCUCCUUCACUUUAACCAACCCUUAAAGUUAUCAUCAUAACUCUACCUAACUUUAACCAACCCUUAAUACUAACACUAAACCUCUCUCUGACCAUAACCAACCCUUAAGACUAUUACUAAAACUCUCCAUAACCUUGACCAACCUUUAAAACUAUCAAUAAAACUCUUUAUAACCUUGACCAGCCCUUAAAACUAUCACUAAAACCCUAUCUAACCUUAACCAACCCUUAAAACUAGCUGUAAACUUCUCCAUAACUUUAACCAACCUUUAAAGUUAUCAUUAAAACUCUCCCUAACUUUAUCCAACCCUUAAUGCUAACACUAAUUCUGUCUAACCAUAACCAACCAUUAAAACUAGCUGUAAACUUAUCCUUAACUUUAACCAACCUUUAUAACUAACAUUAAAUCUCUCAAACGUUAACCAACCCUUAAAACUUGCCCUAAACUUCUCCUUAAAUUUAACCAACCCUUAAAUUAUCAUUAAAAAUUCUCCCUAACUUUAUCCAACCCUUAAUGCUAACACUAAUUCUGUCUAACCAUAACCCACCCCUUAAAACUAGCCUUAAAACUGUUCUAUUCAAGUUGGAAAAAAUAAACAAACCAAAAUAAAGGUCCCGCCCCCUACUCAAUAUUCAAUUUCAGUUAGAAGUAUAUAAGCAUACAAAAGUACAAGUCCCGCCCCCUGCCUAAUAUUCUGCUAUUUGUAACUUUUUGAUUUAGUGGCUUAGUCGAAUUCAAACGAUCUCAUUCGAACAAUUGAGUAGGAUUUGCUCAUCCCCAAUGAGGGUGGGGUUGGGUGCCACGCCUCUUUUUAAAAAUCUUACAUUUUCAUACAAAUUCACCACAAAACGUAAAAUUCUCACAUUUCCUCGUGAGAUCAGGCUGGAUAUUUCAAUAUUGGGUUACAACAUCCCAUCAUUUUAAUAAAAGUAAACAAACAUUCAUUUAAAUCAGAUUUUUUUGGUAUUUUUAAUUGUUUUUUCCCAUGAUUCUUUGUGUCCUGAAGUGGACUUUGCUUUACUUCCUGCACUUUGAUAAUUGUGUUGUGAAACAGCCUCAAACAGACGGAGAGCGAAGUCAGUGUAUCUGCAUGAACAGGUGUUUGCUUCAGAGAUCUGCUGUGCCUGCAUGGAGCCAGGAACACUGUCAUAUUGUGGAACUGCGUUAUUUUCCAAUGUUUACAUUACUCGCACUGAUUUAUUGGUUAUUGGGAUUUUUUAAUCACUGUUUGGUUUUACUCUGAGGCAUUAUGUAAUGAGGCUGUUCUUGUUCUCUUGGUUCAAUAUUUCUUUUGUCUGGCAGAGAUUUCUCAAGACUGCUGAAGCAUGAUUGCUGGAAGUGUCCAGUUCAAAUAAACGUGCUGCUAGUAAUGA
Messenger RNA from Danio rerio (zebrafish), 8593 nucleotides. The record is from RefSeq and is a predicted model, not a curated record. NCBI's taxonomy places the organism in Eukaryota, Metazoa, Chordata, Actinopteri, Cypriniformes, Danionidae.